Messenger RNA from Phragmites australis (common reed), 1923 nucleotides. RefSeq names its product inositol-tetrakisphosphate 1-kinase 1. Gene Ontology annotation, cellular component: cytoplasm. Gene Ontology annotation, biological process: inositol trisphosphate metabolic process. NCBI's taxonomy places the organism in Eukaryota, Viridiplantae, Streptophyta, Magnoliopsida, Poales, Poaceae. The coding region runs from base 940 to 1608 and encodes 222 amino acids. The record is from RefSeq and is a predicted model, not a curated record. The transcript is spliced from 10 exons. Gene Ontology annotation, molecular function: magnesium ion binding; ATP binding; inositol-3,4,5,6-tetrakisphosphate 1-kinase activity.
AUCUUUUGUGUGGUUCUCCCAGGAGAAGAGGCGUGUGGUGUGCUGUGCUGUGGUCACCGAUUUGGUUGACGGAAAAAGAUGUGUGUUUUAUAUAAUUUUUCUUCUGGGCCAAGGGGAGGGAAAUGGUGGUGGGCUUAGGGAGGCCGGGUACGGGUUGUGCUGGCUUUUGAACCUCUGGUGUACAUGGCUGAUCGAAUCACGAUCGGAUUGUGUUGUUCCCCUUGUUGAAACAUUUGGUCGGGGAGAAGUGAAUUUUGCUGAUUCAGGAAUAGGGAAGCGUUUUUUUAAUUACAAAAUAACUUGAUUUGUAAGUUUUUUCGAUGGAAAUGACUGCUUAUUCGCUGUUUGUAAGGCAGUGAGGCGAGUAGCGGUGAAGUCGGAGCCUUAUGAUCUUGUGAAAGUUAGUGGAUAGUAAGAGUGGCUUCUGCAUGAGUUGUGGAAGCUAAGAACGGGGUUAUUAUUUUACUAGUAUUGGACGGAAACUGGGGUGCUUGCAUGUGAAAUGUCAAUUCUGAGUCAAGUAAUCAUUGGUCGCCAUUACAUUUCUGUUGUUUUGACUCUUUGUUAUAGCACAUCACAUGUCUUAGAUUUGUCUUUAAAUCUUGAAUUAAGCUUCACACUGAACUACACCAUAAUAUGAAUAUUUUGACUUGACCAAGGCUUGAUCCAUGCUCCCAUCAACAAAGGAUGUGGAUAUGGAAAUAAAGGAAAUGGAACAGGGAGCAUUUCUCUUCUCUGUGAGAAGGGAAGAAAGGCAUUCAUUUUGUAUCAAUCGAUGAGACUCGUCCUCUCUCCGAACAAGGCCCAUUUGACAUUAUUUUGCACAAGCUUACUAGCAAGGAGUGGCAGCAAGUUCUGGAGGAUUAUCGCGAAGAGCAUCCAGAAGUGACUGUCCUUGACCCACCAAAUGCUAUCCGACAUUUGCACAAUCGCCAGUCGAUGCUUCAAGAAGUUGCUGAUUUGAAUUUGUCCAAUGGCUACGGUGAGGUUUGCACUCCACGACAGCUGGUCAUCAUGAAAGAUCCGUCUUCUAUACCUGAUGCAGUUGCGAAGGCUGGACUAACCUUGCCCUUGGUUGCCAAACCAUUGGUCGUUGAUGGAACAUCAAAAUCUCAUGAACUAUCUCUUGCGUAUGUGGAGACAUCGCUGCCUUUACUUGAUCCCCCUCUAGUUCUCCAGGAAUUUGUCAACCAUGGUGGGAUCCUAUUUAAGGUAUAUAUUGUUGGUGAAACAAUAAGGGUUGUCCGCCGGUUUUCUCUUCCUGAUGUUAACACCUAUGACUUGGGAAACAAUGAUGGCAUCUUCCAGUUUCCAAGAGUUUCCUGUGCUACAAAUAGUGCAGAUGAUGCAGAUGUUGACCCUUGUAUUGCAGAACUUCCGCCAAAGCCACUUCUAGAGAAACUCGGCAGGGAGCUUCGGUGCCGACUGGGUCUUAGACUGUUUAACAUAGAUGUGAUUAGAGAACAUGGAAGAAAGGAUAGAUACUAUGUCAUUGACAUCAACUACUUUCCUGGAUAUGGUAAGAUGCCAGGCUACGAGCACAUAUUUACCGACUUCCUGCUAAGCCUCGUGCAAAGCAAGUACAAGAGGUGUCUAAGCGGGAGCUAAAGCAUAGAGAAGCUUACUGAGAUGGAGACCUUUAACAGAUGCUAGCCAAUCAGCCAUGUAACAGUGGCAAGUAGAUAGAUUUUCCAGUUUGUACAUAUCAAGGGGUGCAGCCUUUUUAUGAGAGGAGGUACAUAUCAAGGGGUGUGGCCUUUUUAUGUGGGCUGGGCAGGGACUAUAUAUCAGAAGAAAGAAAGGUUCGUGGCCCUGUAGUGCCCAACCUGUGUAAAUCCUUAACUGAGUCGAGUGCUUACCUGAAGUUUUCUUUUCAGCAAAAUGUUGUAGCCAGCCACUUGAGAAGGGGUGCUGCCAGAUGAU